Molecule: messenger RNA, 1681 nt
Organism: Chenopodium quinoa (quinoa)
Lineage: Eukaryota; Viridiplantae; Streptophyta; Magnoliopsida; Caryophyllales; Amaranthaceae
Product: GDSL esterase/lipase At5g03980-like
Exons: 5
Coding region: 203-1354 (383 amino acids)
Molecular function (GO): hydrolase activity, acting on ester bonds
Source: RefSeq, a predicted model, not a curated record
CAUGCACAUUCUAACAAAGAAUAAAUAUAGUUAUGGAGAAAAUGUCUUCAUAUCAUCAAAUAGUUUGUUGCCAACAAAAAAAAGGUCAAAACACAUUAUUAUGGUCAUGUCAAAUCCCUUUGCCCUUAUAUAUACUCCAACUCUUUAAGCAAUGAGUAAUCCAUGAGUUGUAGUUUUUGGUUGAUCGACAACAAGAACAACAAUGGAACACUUCUUGUUUCGGUUGUUCAUGCAAUCUCUCUUGCUCUCCUCAGUGUUGUUAUGUGCUAGUGCUACUAACAUUACUCGUGACCGAAACGUUGUGGGUGACUCUCUUGUAAGCAAAAGAGAUCUAAUUAGAUUGACUAGGCAGAUUGAGGCUAUCUACCAAUUUGGUGACUCCCUUUCCGACACUGGCAACUACAUCCGAGAGGUCAAUGGGGAAGAGUCCACCUAUAGUAGGCUUCCUUAUGGCCAAAGCUACCACCCAACGGGUCGUGCCUCCGAUGGCCUUAUCAUGGUGGACUACAUUGCAAUGUUCUUCCAUCUACCACUGCUAAACCCAUAUCUUGCCAAAGGAAGCGACUUUAGACAUGGGGCCAAUUUUGCCGUAAUAGGUGCUACUGCUAAUGGCAAAUACAAUUCUUUGGGUAGACAGCUUGAUUGGUUUAAAUAUCACCUCAGGACUACUUAUCAUAAUUCAAUAGCAAUAAAAAGAAAACUACAAAAGUCAUUGGUGCUAAUGGGAGAGAUUGGAGGUAAUGACUUCAAUGGUCCUUUUAACCAAGGCAAAUCAAUAAAGGAGGUAGCUAAGCUUGUCCCCGGAGUUGUGCAAACCAUAAAAAAUGCCAUCGAGGAAGUGAUUAAACUUGGGGCUACUAAUAUUGUGGUGCCUGGGAACUUUCCUAUUGGAUGUGUGCCUCUUUAUCUUGCUAAAUUUGCCACAAAUGAUACCUCAAAGUAUGAUAAACUUUGGUGCUUGAAAGACUACAAUAACUUCGCAAAGUUCUACAAUAUAAAGUUGAUACGAGCCAUCAAGCAAUUGCAACAAAAGCACCCAGAUGUGGCAAUCGUAUAUGGAGACUACUAUUCUGCAUUGAUAUGGGUCAUUGCUAAUGCUCAACAAUUAGGGAUUGAGCAGGAUGACACCAAAAAGGCUUGUUGUGGAUAUGGUUAUAACCCUUAUAAUUUUGGCACAACUGGUUGUGGCAGUCCUGGAUCUCCCAUUUGUCAAGACCCUAGUAAAAGAAUAAGCUGGGAUGGAAUUCAUUUGACUCAACAAGGAUACAAAGGAGUUGGGGACCAAUUACUAGAACAAUUCGUGCCCGUACUUGAAAAACAAAUUCGAAGACGAUUGAGGAAACCUAUUAGGUAAAAACCUAAGAGACAAAUCAAAUGAUCUUAGGUGAUGUUAAAACGAUUCAGAGAAGACAAAAGGGGUCCAUCUUUACUUAUUUUAUGCUCAACCAUCUCUUGGCAACAUUUAGUACACUUGGUAUAUAUUGCUACUUGAGAGUUUUACACAAUGGUUGAAUUCACCUUUAUAUAUAUAUAUGCUGAAAUUGAUGAUAUAUAAAAUUAUACUCAUAUAAUAUAGUAUACAAGUAUUUAUCUAGCUUGUACAAUCACCCUUUGCAUCAAUUUUGUUAUACGAGUAUAAUUAUACAUUUUACGAAUAUAGUAGUCUUUACAAUUCGGCUUA